This is a messenger RNA of Microthlaspi erraticum, 303 nucleotides long. The record is from the annotation of a GenBank genome assembly. NCBI's taxonomy places the organism in Eukaryota, Viridiplantae, Streptophyta, Magnoliopsida, Brassicales, Brassicaceae.
AUGCCUCAUACCACCGGUUCUGCGGCAGAGCUUCCCUUGCCUCGGAAGAGUACCCACACGAACCUCGAAAGAUCUGGCGGCUCAGCCGUCCGUGAUCUUUCCACAUCGGAGUCAUACUCAACAUAUGGGCCUUACGCACCACCAUGUUACCCAUCACAAUCUUACACAGAAAAGAGAUCUGUUGGCAUAUCCUUCCCCGAAGGUUACCCAACACAACCUCACACACAAAAGAGAUCUGGCGGCCUAACCUUCCCCGAAGGUUACCCGACACAACCUCACAACACAAGAGAUCUGACGGCAUAA